AUGACGUCAGAAUUGGUCUCCACAUCUUACGAGCUGGUUGAUUCCAGCCGCCCGAAGAAGUCUAUCCGAACCCCCUUAAGGAUCUUGGAUCCCGGUCGGUCGAAACUGAGCACUGUUGAGACCAAAAGGAUCAUAUCUGUCUUGGAUGAAACCAUCUUCAAGAUAAAACUAGUCAGUGUCUUCUCCUACAUCAUGGAGAACCUUGACGAGUUUACGGCUGUCUUAGGCCCUGACCUUACCGGAGCCUUCCGAGAACAUCUACGGCUCUCAAACAUCCUGGAAUUUAUGCUCUCACACCCGGAGGAAGAAAAUAUUCUCUAUAUAGGCUCCGGUAAAGGAACGUUCUUUGGCCUGGUGGAUUCUGACGGUUGUCUCACAUUGCAGGUUCAAGGCCUUAAAAGCUCGGUCCGAAAUAUUCUACGCCUGCUUUACACCAACACGGUCGCUUGCCAAGCUCUGAGAGAUGCCGCUUACACCAGGGACCCGUCCGUCCAUAAAUUUAUUACUUGUCUGUCCAAGCAGAGGGGUUUCCUCUUUGAGCAGCUCCUCACCACCCCCUUGGAAGAAAAGGAGAAAAGUCGGUUUUUGAAUGAAGUCUUCCAGAGAGACAAGAAAAAUACGGAGACCGCUGCAAACCUGGAAGAUGAACUGACUGCAGCCAUCCAGAACAGGGAUGAGGAGAUUUCCAAGAAGAACGCCGUCAUCAAAGACCUGAAAAUGCACUUGCACAACCUGGCCAAGUUCUCCGAAAGCCAAAUCCAGCGCACCCGGGCCGAAGCAGAGAAGCAGCACAAGACGGAGGUGCGCACUUCCCAGGGGAAAUGCGCCAAGUUGCAACAGGAGCUGCAGCAGCUGCGUGCUCAGUUCAAUGCCCUGGUGGCUGAGGACCGAGAGACGGAACUCAGCCUUCGGAAGAAAAAAUACAAGGUGGAAAUGGAGAUAGAAAAUUGGGUCCAAAAGUACGAUAUCGAAAUGAUUGAAAAGCAGGAGGAGAUCGACGAGAUCGAUGAGGUCUACGUGAUUGAGAAGCAGGAUCUGGCCCAACUGCGGGAGAAAUACACCCGACUGGACGAGGAAUACUGCCAGAUCGUGGAGGAGAGGAGGGUGAGGCAGGAGAUGAAGGACAAAGCCGAGAAGGAGCUGGCCAUCCUGGCACGAGCUGCUACUCUGAUCCAGGCCGUCUGGAAGGGCUACUUAGUGAGGUCGAUGUUACGGAGCAAAAGGAAGAAGAAGGGGAAGGGGAAGAAAGGUACGGGCAGGAGAUGAGGAUUGAACGUUGUUGGUUAAUGCCUGGCCGUACCUAAUUUUGGUGGCUGGGGUGCCCUGGGCAGCUUCGGAGAGGGAUGGAGCCCUUCUGACGUUCUGGGACAUUCUUGAAUAAAGUAGAUCAUUUAAAAAGACGGAGACC
This is a messenger RNA of Pseudonaja textilis, 1408 nucleotides long. RefSeq names its product dynein regulatory complex subunit 10 (gene DRC10). Gene Ontology annotation, molecular function: protein binding. NCBI's taxonomy places the organism in Eukaryota, Metazoa, Chordata, Lepidosauria, Squamata, Elapidae. The record is from RefSeq and is a predicted model, not a curated record.